Messenger RNA from Sebastes umbrosus (honeycomb rockfish), 654 nucleotides. RefSeq names its product acylphosphatase 1, erythrocyte (common) type (gene acyp1). The record is from RefSeq and is a predicted model, not a curated record. Gene Ontology annotation, molecular function: acylphosphatase activity. Bases 94 to 459 code for a protein of 121 amino acids. Lineage: Eukaryota; Metazoa; Chordata; Actinopteri; Perciformes; Sebastidae. The transcript has 3 exons.
CAGGUUUUCCUUCACUCAGUCCUGUUACCAUGACAAUAGCCCCCCCCCACCAGUCACAUGAUCAACCGGAAGUAGCGUCAUUUGAGUCACCGGAUGACCAUGGGAAGACCAAAGCUAGUUUUCUCACUUUAUUUUCUGUAUUUUUUAAUAAUAUUGUCCACUAUGUGCAACGAAGACCUAAUUUCAGUGGAUUAUGAGAUUUUUGGCAGAGUGCAAGGUGUAUUUUUUCGGAAAUACACUCAAGCAGAAGGGAAGAAGCUUGGCCUGGUGGGAUGGGUCCAAAACACAGGUGCAGGAACCGUUCAGGGGCAGCUACAAGGCCCACGAAGCAAAGUGACAGAAAUGCAGGAAUGGCUGAAAUCCACCGGGAGCCCCAAGUCACACAUAACCAAGGCCGAGUUCAAGAACGAGAAAACGGUCGAUAGCCUAGAACAUUCAUCCUUUAAGAUAGUAAAAUAAAGUAACCCACAGAUUUUGCUUGUAAUAUUAACUUUAAUGCAGAUGUUUUAUUUAUUUAGUAUUUUCUAUUAGUUGGAAGGCAGCUCAAGUAAUGAAUUGAAAAGAUGUGUUUAUUUUAUGUCUCCUUAACAUCUACACAAUAAGUCAAUAUGGAAUUACAUUAAUAAAUGGAAAAAUUCCUUCCAGCCUGCUUCA